Messenger RNA from Cuscuta campestris, 2306 nucleotides. Lineage: Eukaryota; Viridiplantae; Streptophyta; Magnoliopsida; Solanales; Convolvulaceae. The record is from the annotation of a GenBank genome assembly.
CUACUACCUCCCCAAAAAUAGAAGGGUGGUUUCAGAUGGAAUGAGUACGGUGGUCAUACGGUGCUCCGGUGGAGGCAACCGCGACAAUGGCGGUGGUCAUCUGUCCGGAGGGCCAUGAACAAACAUCCAACUCGAGCUCAGUAAAAAGUCACUUCUCAGAGCAUAGUACUCAAAGCUUAGUAUUGCUUGCCUAAUGAUGUUAUGCAACUCCAUCAGGUUUCUGCCGUCAAGCUUGCGACCGCCGAUCCGGCGGAAUUCCCGUCGUCUGAUCAGCAUCCUCGCUAGCAUCUCUUCUCCUCCGCCAUCUCCGCAGCCGCUCUCGAAUUUCCCGCGCCUCUCUCUCCUUGCCGACAAAUGUACCUCUAUGUGCCAAUUGAAAGAGAUCCAUGCCCUAAUGAUCACCACCGGCCGUAUCCAUGACAACUACGCCGCCAGCCGGUUAUUUUCCUCCGCCGCUCUUUCUCACGCCGUCGACCUUAAUUACGCCCUGGAAAUUUUCGGAAGUAUUCUAGAGCCGAACUCAUUCAUGUGGAACACCCUCAUUAGAGCCAUAGCAAGUAGCUCGGAACCACAAGAAGCGUUUUUUCUCUAUGUUAUGAUGCGCAGGGCCGGAGUGACACCGGGUAAACACACAUUCCCCUUUUUGCUCAAAGCUUGUUCCAACAGGAAGGAAUUUUGCGUCACUCAACAGGUUCAUACCCAGGUGUUCAAGUUCGGGUUGCAUUUGAAUUUGCAUUCAGCCAAUGGAUUGAUUCGUGCGUACUCUGUGACUGCUGGUUUGUACCAUGCCCGGAAGCUGUUUGAUGAAUUUCCCGAGAAAGGAACAACAAUAUGGACAACGAUGGUGUGUGGGUAUGCUCAAAAUGAUGAAUCCGGGAAUGCGAUUAAGUUGUUCAAGCAAAUGGUUGAUAAUGGAGUGGAGCCCAAUGGGGCCACUCUGGCAUCUGUGCUAUCGGCUUGUGCACAGGCUGGUUGUUUGGAAAUGGGGAAGGAAGUUCAUGUAUAUAUGGUGGAGAGAGGGAUGGAAAUGGGAGUGAUUUUAGGUACUGCAUUGGUAAACAUGUAUGCAAAGAAUGGAGCGAUAGUUGAAGCUACAACAUGUUUCUUUAGUAUGAGGGAAAAGAACAUUGCAACUUGGAAUGCAAUGAUCAGUGGGUUGGCAGCUCAUGGACAUGCCAAAGAAGCAAUUAACUUGUUCAAGAAGCUAGUGGUGGAGAAACAUUUGAAGCCAAAUGAUAUUACAUUAGUAGGGGUAUUAUCUGCCUGUUGCCAUGCCGGAUUCUUGGGUUAUGGUCGUAAAGUCUUCAACUCCAUGAAACAAUUGUAUGGCAUAGAGCCCAAACUAGAACACUACUGCUGCAUGGUCGACCUUCUAGGCCGAUGUGGAAAGCUCUUGGAAGCCGAGCAGUUGAUCAGAAGAAUGGUUUGGAAGGCUGAUGUGGUCAUCUGGGGAUCCCUGCUAAGAUCCUGCCAGAGCCAAGGGAAUAUACAGAUUGCAGAAAGGGUGGUUAAAGAGAUUCUUCGUUUGGACCCCAACAAUCAUGGUGUUUAUGUUGGUUUAUCCAAUAUGUAUGCAGAGUGUGGAAGAUGGGAUGAUGUUUUACGGAUACGGGAGGAAAUGAAACAAGGCAGCCUGAAGAAAACAUCUGGAUGGAGCUAUGUAAAUAAGUAAAGGGUUGUUUAUGAUUUGUUGUCUGAACCGAGUUGCGGUAUCUGCACUCUUUUCUUGGGAUUAUCCCAAAAUUUUCAUCUGAACAAUCAUUAUGUUUCUUCUAAUGUGUUCUAAAGUGGUUUGCUAUGAAUGAAAGAAGAAACUUACAACCUCCAAUCUCACGAAAGCAAUGGGGAGAUCUUAUGGUGCCGUCAGUAGGUCAUAGAGCCGUCAGCAGCACCAGAGAGGCUUCUUCCUGUCCUCUAGGCUUAUGAAAUGGGCAAGCUCUAGAGCUGGGGAAUGCGCAACGUUUCUAAUACAACAAUGUUAGUUAACCGCUCUUCUGGGAACCAAGAACAAACUAUGGAAUAUAACAACAAGAACUCAAAGAACAGUCAAGAGGCAAGUGAAGGGAUUAGGCUUUCUCUAGGACUGAUGCAUUAAGCGGCUCAACAAAUAGGGCUGAAUGGAAGCCAUAUGAGGAGGCCUUGGGCAGGGCACAUGGAAGGACUGCAUCUCCUGGAGGAUUUUGUAUAGAUGUCAUUAGUGACUAGACUUGUAAAUUUGCGUCGAACACAACCCGAACCCAUUUGACCUCGAUUUUUGGGUGUCAAACCUACUUUUUGGACCCGUCAGGCCGACUUUAAAGUUAAAU